AAUCUGUUGGAUUAGUACUUGGUGAAACCGUAUUGGAUCCCAAUCCUUUGAAAGAUUCAUGUUCCUCGCUACACACGCACCAAAGUUCAAACACCGCAUCAGACAAAUUUUCCGUCUCCUCCCUCUCCCACCCCUCAAUUUGGAAAACCAAAAGGUCAGAUCUUUAACUCAAAGAUCUCUAAUUCUCCUUAGAGUUUGACUUGUGUGUUCUGCAACAUAUGAAUGAAAGGUUCGUCAAUUAGGUAACUGUUGGUUGGGUUUGGGGUUUUAAGUUGGGGGUGGUAGGUACCUGGUAGCAGCACUUGAGCUCGGCAUUCUGAUAUUGUGAUUUGCGAGGUGGGUUUUGCCCUUCCUCUGAUAUAAGAAUACGUAUCGUUUCUUUCUUUUGUUAAGAUUUAAUUUUCACAAUGUUAGUGGAUCUUUUUCUCAGAGCACGAAAUCAGGAUUUUUCAACUUCUGUUACAUGGGGUGUAAAUUAAGAUCAUCUUCACAAAGAACAAUUUCCUAUGCAUCUUAACCCAGUUACCGGCAUACUGAAUUGAUCCUCAGAGAACAGCGGAGUCCUUGGUCAUCUGGAUUUCCAAUUGUUUUGUGGUGAACUACAGAUAGUUUACGUCAAAAACAAAAAUAAGAGACGAAAACAUGCAUACCCGACAUCGUAGUCCUGGAAAUGGGUAUAGGUCUAGCUCCAUGGGAAUGGGUGUAGCUGCCUCUCAGAUCUCCCCUGAGGGUUUGAUGGUUAGAGGCCAUGGAGGGUUUUACGGCGGGUCCGAAUUCAGGAACUUUGGUCGUGGUUUUGGGCGUGGCCAGGGCCACCCUAAAUCAUAUCAACAACCACCACAACCACCACUGCGCAAAGGUGACAUCUUUAUGGAAGCGGGUCGACUUGCAGCCGAGUAUUUGGUUUCUCAGGGAUUGCUACCUCAAAGUGCACUUUCUGCUGUUAAGUGGCAAAACGGUAGUUUGAAGAGGCAGUUGGGGGAGUUUCAAGAGCUUAGGCCUCAGGAGGGAGACCAAUUCUCCCUUCCACCGGAGGGCCGAACAUCUGCCCUUGCCCGUUUGUCGAAUGCUACUUCUGAUGCUGGGUUGGGAUCGGGUAAGAGAAGGCUUUUAGGUGAUAUUAAUACCAAAGGAAGAAGAAGAGCAGCAUCAUUCCGAAAUUAUAGCUCAGAUUAUGGCCGAGACUACAGAAGGAGUGGCUCAUGGUCUGAUAGACUUAGGUCAUCCGCUGACGUUGAUGGUGAUGACAAUAUUGCUUCUGGACAGUACCAUGAGGAGGAGAAGCAAUUUGGUAAAGAUCUCACUGAUGAUUUGCACAUUGGUGGUCGAAGUGAAUUAGCCCCAAAAACUGAGGAUGCUGGUGAUUUGGAAUUUGAAUUGGAUGAGUAUCAGUUCCAAGAAGAUGAUAUGCCCAUAAAGGCUAGUUCUUCUACUACAGGGAAAGAUCUCCAACAUGAGGCUAAUGGAGAAUUCCCUGCAAGGUCUUAUGAUUUCAAGAAUAUGAAUGUGGGAAUAGGAGAGGUGAAGCAUGGCACCAGCAGUGAUGAAACUGACAAACAGGGUACCAAACAAGAAGUAACCAUCCAGGAUAGUGUUGUGGAGGGAAAUUUCUCAGACAACACCAGCACUGAUUUACUAACACUCUGUAAAUUUUCCAAGGUGCCCACUAGAACCCGCUCUUCAUUGUCGCAUAGGGGCUCAAAGGUUGACCCUGUUCCAAAGAUUGAGGAGGGAAAAGCUCCUGAUAUGCGGCCUCAAAGAGGAUCUGAAUGUUUAGUUGACAAUGCCCCUGUUGACACCUCCUUGGGUGAUGCUCCAUCAAGUAAAAUUUAUGAUUCGAAGUGUAUUGAAUCUGAAGUUGCUAGGGCUCAAUUUGUGUGUUCUGCUGAAAAUGCGGUCAAAAUAGAUUCUGCAGAUGAUAUUGAGCAGGGUGAAUUUGCAACUCAGUCUUUCUCAGAUAUGCAAAAUAGGCAAGAACCAAUUCCAGUACUGUCUGGUUUUCAAAGUUGCGGUUCCACUGUUAAGGAAAGAGGCGAAAAAAGAGCUCUAGAAGAUAGUGAUAUCAGGGAGGGAAUCAAAAAGGCAAGAGAGAGGACUUCCUCUCAGGUAACAAAGGCUGAUGAGUAUCUCCACCUUUCUAACUCCAGUGAAAAGAAAAAGAGCUCACAGGAAGACAUGGCUUCACCUGGUGAGAACAUGAUCAUGGCUUUAGAUCAUGAGAGCUUGGAGAAUGAUUCUCUGUUCGCUAAAGCUAGGACUGAACCAUGUGUUGGGUAUGCAGAAGAGAAGCAACUUUUUCCUGGUUCAUUUAAAAUCUGUGACCUUAAUCUCGGGGGAGCUUCUGAAACCAAUGAGAAUCAUGAUAAUGAUCCGAUCCAUAUUUACCAUUCUGUUUCCAGAAACAGAAAAGAACCAGCACCAAUUGAUGUUGACUUGUCAAUGAGUAACACCAAGAUAUCUGGUGAAUACAGUAGACAUGUCACUGAUGGUAAAGAGAUUGAAGUUAUUGAUUUAGAAAAUGAUUCUUCCCUGGAAGAUAAGGCCUUCCAUGAUGCAGCAAGAAAGACGGAGACUGUGUAUACGGGCCUUGAGGGUUUCCCUAACAAUGCACCGAAUGCCAAUGAUAUUUCUGUCAUUCAGGAUGGUUAUGGGCUUAUGAUCUCAGAGCUGCUUGCAGGUGAUUUUUCAAAUUGUUCUUCAGUACCAGGGGAUGUUACUUCAAUGCAUAGCGGGAUGGGCCUUCCCAAUGGAGAGGGGUCUCUUGCUGAUGAUGAUUCCAUAUAUAUGUCCCUGGAAGAAAUACCAUUAAGCUUUUUGCCAGCCUGGGAGCAGCAACAGCCACGGGAUUAUGAGAAGCCCUUCUAAUUCAACUAUUCCCCAGUUCUCUGAAAAUAUGUAUUGGUAUGCUUUGUUUCGUUGGGAUCAUUAGCUCUAUCCACAUGCAAGGUUUCUAAUUCUUCUUACUUGUCAGCUGUCCAAAUGCUAUAUUGUAUCACUAUUCACUAACUUGGCCUGGUUUGAGGUUUCGCACGGUCAAAAACUGCAUCAUUACGCUAAGCAAAAACCCCUUUGAUAA
This is a messenger RNA of Carya illinoinensis, 3076 nucleotides long. RefSeq lists its product as uncharacterized. The transcript has 4 exons. Bases 643 to 2865 code for a protein of 740 amino acids. NCBI's taxonomy places the organism in Eukaryota, Viridiplantae, Streptophyta, Magnoliopsida, Fagales, Juglandaceae. The record is from RefSeq and is a predicted model, not a curated record.